AUGCCUGGUCCGCCCAUGCCUGGUCCGCCCGUGCCUCCUCCGACCAUGGCUCCCCCGCCCGUGCCUGGUCCGCCCAUGCCUGGUCCGGCCAUGCUCGCUCCGCCCAUGCCUCCUCCGCCCAUUCCUCCUCCGCCCGUGCCUCCUCCCGUGCCUCUUCCCCCCGUGCCUCCUCCGUUGAUGUCUCCUCUGCCUGUCAUGCUGGCGUUCCGCAAUAUGACUGGAGGGCAUGGGGCAGAGGACAUCGUGAAGGUGGUGGAGAAGACGGUGGAGAAAUGGAGGCUGCAGGUUGGGUCUCGUAUGUUCUCCCCCUCAAGUGCCCCCCACCCGGUUCUUCUCCUCUUUAUCACCAUCAGGUUCUUCCCCUCAGGUACUCACAUCGGGUUCUUCCCAUCAGGUUCUCCCCCUCAGGUGCUCACCAUCGGAUUCACCUCAUCAGGUUCUCUCCCUCGGGUUAUCCUCCUCAGGUACUCCCUCUCAGGUACUCCCCAUCUGGUUCUCCCUAUCAAGAUUUCACCCUCUAUUUCUUUCUCAGGUUAA
Closterium sp. Naga37s-1 is the source of this 537-nucleotide messenger RNA. NCBI's taxonomy places the organism in Eukaryota, Viridiplantae, Streptophyta, Zygnematophyceae, Desmidiales, Closteriaceae. The record is from the annotation of a GenBank genome assembly.